Lodderomyces elongisporus is the source of this 4200-nucleotide messenger RNA. It is a transcript of the gene TOP2, whose product is annotated as DNA topoisomerase 2. Gene Ontology annotation, molecular function: DNA binding; ATP binding; DNA topoisomerase type II (double strand cut, ATP-hydrolyzing) activity. Gene Ontology annotation, biological process: DNA topological change; resolution of meiotic recombination intermediates; sister chromatid segregation. The coding region runs from base 1 to 4200 and encodes 1399 amino acids. Gene Ontology annotation, cellular component: nucleus. Lineage: Eukaryota; Fungi; Ascomycota; Pichiomycetes; Serinales; Debaryomycetaceae. The record is from RefSeq and is a predicted model, not a curated record. The transcript is spliced from 2 exons.
AUGGCACCAGAUACAUAUAUUGGAUCUGUUGAAAAGACCAGGACCGAAAUGUGGUGUUUUGAUGUAGAGUCCGAGUCGAUGAAGUUCCAAGAAGUCACCAUUGUGCCUGGUUUGUACAAGAUAUUUGAUGAGAUUCUUGUUAAUGCAGCCGAUAAUAAGAUUAGGGACCCAUCAAUGAAGAAUAUCAAGGUCAAGAUUGAUCCUGAAAACAAUGUUAUACAAGUGAUGAAUGAUGGGAAAGGUAUUCCAGUAGAGAUUCAUACCAAGGAGAAAAUGUACAUUCCAGAAUUGAUCUUUGGUAACUUGUUGACCUCAUCGAAUUAUGAUGACGAUCAAAAAAAAGUCACUGGUGGUAGAAACGGGUUUGGUGCCAAGUUGUGUAAUAUCUUUUCUACCCAAUUUGAAGUGGAAACGGCAGAUUUAAAUACUGGUAAAUUGUAUAAACAAGUUUGGACAGAUAAUAUGACCAAAGUUGGUAAACCAAAGAUUACCACAUUAAAGACCAAAAAAGAAUAUACCAAGAUUACAUUUAUGCCUGAUUUGCAAAAAUUUGGUAUGGAUAGUCUUGAUGAAGAUCUUCUUUCCGUGUUGAGACGAAGAGUUUAUGAUUUGUGUGGAACGGUGAGAAACUGUAACAUAUAUUUGAAUGACAAGAGAUUAAGUGUCAAUAGUUUCAAAGCCUAUGUUGAAAUGUAUGUGAAGGCCAUUAGAGAAAGGAGUCCAGAACCAGAAGGCGAUGCUGAGAGUAAACCUGCAACAACAACAAUUGUUCAUGAGGUGUUUAAUGAUCGAUGGGAAGUUGCAUUUGCUGUUAGUGAUGGAAAUUUCAACCAAGUCAGUUUUGUCAACUCUAUUGCCACAACGGCAGGUGGUACUCAUGUAAAGUACGUGUCUGAUCAAAUAAUCACUAAAUUGGUGGAAACAUUAUCGAAAAGAGAAAAGGGGAAAAAGAAACUUAUGAUUAAGCCUCAAGAAGUUAGAGACAAUAUGUUUAUAUUUAUCAACUCGCUAAUUGAGAAUCCGGCAUUCACAUCACAAACAAAAGAACAGUUGACCACCAAGCCUUCUCAAUUUGGAGGCAAAGAAAAGUUUAUUGCCACAGAGAAUCUCAUCAACAGAAUACUCAAGACAGGAAUAGCUGACAAGAUUCGUGCAAUUGCAAAUGCCAAUGAGGACAAGGCAUUGCAAAAAGCUGAUGGAAGCAAGAAACUGCGGAUCAAGAAUCAAGUUAAUUUGGUUGAUGCGAAUAAAGCAGGAACAAAAGAUGGGUUGAAAUGUACACUUAUUUUAACUGAAGGUUUAUCUGCGUUGAACUUGGCGGUUGCUGGUUUAACUGUUGUUGGUAGAGAUUAUUACGGGUGUUUCCCAUUGAGGGGUAAAUUGCUCAAUGUCCGUGAAGCAUCGGCGGAUCAAGUUUCGAAAAACAUUGAGAUCAAUGCUUUGAAACAGAUCAUUGGUUUGCAGCACAAGAAAGUGUAUACACAAGAGAAUAUCAAGUCAUUAAGGUAUGGACACAUAAUGAUCAUGACAGAUCAGGAUCAAGAUGGAUCACAUAUCAAAGGGUUGAUCAUUAAUUUUUUGGAGACAUCGUUCCCAGGGUUAUUGGAUAUACCUGGGUUUUUGUUGCAGUUCAUUACUCCAAUUGUUAAAGUAACGGUUAAUGGUAGAGGUGCCAAAAAGGUGAUUCCCUUUUACAGUAUGCCCGAAUUUGAGGCGUGGAGAGAAGGCGAGGGUCAAAAUUGCAGAUGGACUCAAAAGUAUUACAAGGGUUUAGGUACAUCAACACCCCUUGAAGCGAGAGAGUAUUUUACUGCCUUGGAUAGACAUUUGAAGAGAUUCCAUGCCCUCCAAGGUGAAGAUGCAAGUUGCAUUGAUUUGGCGUUUUCGAAAAAGAAGGCCGAUGAUAGAAAAGAAUGGUUGCAGAAUUUUGUUCCUGGUGAUAAUCUUGACCCUGAGAUGAAUGAAAUACCAAUUAGUGACUUUAUCAACAAGGAACUUAUUUUGUUUUCCAUGAGUGAUAAUGUGAGAAGUAUUCCCUCGAUGCUUGAUGGGUUGAAACCUGGUCAAAGAAAAAUAUUGUAUGGUUGCUUCAAGAGGAAAUUGAAAAACGAGAUUAAGGUUGCCCAAUUGGCGGCGUAUGUUGCAGAUGUUAGUUCAUAUCAUCAUGGUGAACAAUCGCUUGUUCAAACUAUUAUUGCUAUGGCACAAAACUUUGUUGGUUCGAAUAAUAUCAAUCUUCUCAAACCCAAUGGUGCUUUUGGUUCAAGAGCCACUGGUGGUAAAGAUGCAGCUGCUGCGAGAUAUAUUUUUACUGAAUUGAAUGAAAUCACAAGAACGAUUUUCAAUGAGGCAGAUGAUCCAUUGUUGAAUUACUUGCAGGAUGAUGAAAGUACGGUUGAGCCGCAAUGGUAUUUACCCGUAUUACCCAUGAUUUUGGUUAAUGGUGCUGAUGGUAUAGGUACUGGGUGGUCUACAAACAUUCCUUCGUAUAACCCAUUGGAUAUUGUUGCUAACUUGCGCAGGUUGAUGCGUGGCGAGCCUAUGGAGGAAAUGAAUCCUUGGUACAAAGGUUGGUACGGAGAUAUUGAAAAAGUGGGUCCACAAAAGUUUAAAAUCAGUGGUAGAAUUGAACAAAUUGAUGAUAAUACUAUUGAGAUUAGUGAAGUACCGGUAAAGACAUGGACGAAUACUGUUAAAGAAUUUUUGCUUGCUGGUUUAGGGAAUGAAAAGACUGUGCAGUGGAUCAAGGAUAUGGAAGAGCAACAUACCACAUCAAUAAGAUUUGUUGUGAAACUUAGUGAUGCUGAAAUGGCCAAGGCGUUAUCGGUAGGGUUAUUGGAAAAGUUUAAACUUGUGUCGACCAUUAGUUUGGCGAAUAUGGUUGCGUUUGAUCCUCAUGGACGGAUCAAAAAGUACCUGGAUGUUUUGGACAUUGUUAAGGAUUUCUAUUUUGUUCGAUUAGAGUAUUAUGAAAAGAGGAAAAACCACAUGUUGGAGAUUCUUCAACACAAACAUUCGAUGAUUAGCGAGCAAGCGAGGUUUAUCAAGAUGAUUAUUGAUAAGCAAUUGUCUGUUGCCAACAAGAAGAAGAAGGAGUUGAUUGGAAUACUUGAGGCAAACAAGUUUUUGAAAUUCACAAAGGAUGGAAGACCAAUUGAGCAAGUUGUAGUUGAUGAUGAUGAUGAUGAUGAAGAUGAGGAUGUAAUUGAUGGUGCUGGUGGUGCUGGUGUGGAUGGUAUUGCUGGAGGUGAGGCUGAUAUUUCGCAGUUGAACCUCAAGGAAGUCGAUGAAAACCCAACCAAUGAGCACCGUCCUGAAACGGUUUCAUCUUCGUACGAUUAUAUUUUGGGUAUGACAAUUUGGUCUUUAACACAUGAACGAUAUGUCAAGUUGCUUGCAGAGAAGGAGAAAUACCAAAACCAGUUGCAGGAUUUGGUGAGCAAGACUUCGGUUGAUUUGUGGAUGCAUGAUUUGGAUGUUUUUGUUGAGGCUUACGAGUUGUUUUUGGCAAGAGAGGAGCAAGAAAGAGAAAGUCUUUCGACUGGUGGAAAUAAAAAGAAUGGGACGAGUCGAAGGAGAAAGAAGGUUGGUGCUGCUACUCCGGCGGUGAAGAAAGCUAAGAUUGAAAAGACAAAAGUGGACAAGAAGCCAGCUGUAAUGAUUGAAGAGCUUGCUUCUGAAACUUUGACUCCUGGACCAACAAGUGCAACUGCAACUGCAACUGCAAAGGCGAAUGUAAGGUCGAAUAAGAAUGUUAGAGUUAAGGAAGAAAAGUUAGAAUCUGACAAUGGUACCAAUAGUGCAACUGGUGCUGCAUCGCAAGACAAGAGUGGUGACAAUAGUAAAAAGAGUAUUUUGUCGUUUUUCAGUCCGGCAAAGAAGGGUUUUUCGUCAAGAAAAUCGUCUCUGUUUGGUGAUGAUGAAGAUGAUGAUGAUGUGUUUGAAAAAGUGCAACCUUCCAAGACAAAGAGUGCUGCUUCUGACAAUAGCAACAAUAUAUUGGACGAAUUAGAUGAUUUGGAUAUAUUGGGCAAGAAAGCUGAGAUUCUUGAAAGUAGAACCAGAGGUGCCAAAAAUAGUAGUGGCAGUGGUGUUGGCGGUAGUUUCAAGGAGAGUACGCCUGUUGAAGAGCCUAAGCGUGUGAAAAAGAGAGUUAUCAGCGUUUUUGAUGAUAGUGAUGAUGACUACGAAGAUGAUUAA